GAGCGCCUUGCUCGCAGCCUCUGCCCCGGGCGGAGCAGGGCACCCGGGAAGUCGGCGCCGCCUGUGGUGGAAGAGCGCAGGAGUCGGGGAGGAGGAGGGGGGUGGACCCAUUUCAGAAAAAGCUAGGGAAAUGACAAAUUGAACUGAAUGUGAAAAAUGUGUGAAGAUUAAUAGGUUAUAUCUCUCCUCUUCCCCCUCAAAAUUUUUAAAAAUCAAUGGGAAAUGUGUGAACAAAUCAGCAUUGAAAGAGGAAUAUUGUCAAUGGCUUCACCGUCUCUGCGCCCAGAAUCAACUAAGACUCAUUUGAUAAAGGGGAAAAAACAGCAGCAGCAGCAUCACCAACAUGAGGACAGAUCCUCAAAUAGAGAUGGUGAUGGGGAAGAAUCUUACACGUUUGAAGCCAAUGAAGCUUGGAAAGAUUUUCACAGUUCACUCCUACGGUUUUAUGAAGAUGGUGAACUUUGUGAUGUGACGCUAAAGGUUGGUUCAAAGCUAAUCUCCUGCCACAAACUAGCACUGGCUUGUGUUAUUCCUUAUUUCAGAGCCAUGUUUCUUUCCGAAAUGGCUGAAGCGAAGCAGACGCUCAUUGAGAUCAGGGAUUUUGAUGGUGAUGCGAUAGAAGACUUGGUGAAGUUUGUCUAUUCUUCCCGGCUCACUUUGACAGUUGACAAUGUCCAGCCUCUCUUAUAUGCCGCCUGUAUUCUCCAGGUAGAGCUGGUGGCUAGAGCGUGUUGUGAAUACAUGAAGUUACAUUUCCAUCCUUCCAAUUGCUUGGCCGUUCGAGCUUUUGCAGAGAGUCACAACCGCAUUGACUUAAUGGACAUGGCAGACCGAUAUGCCUGCGAACAUUUUGCCGAAGUGGUGGAGUGUGAAGACUUUGUGAGUGUCUCACCCCAGCAUCUCCAUAAGCUUUUGUCCUCGAGUGAUCUCAACAUCGAGAAUGAAAAGCAGGUCUACCGUGCCGCCAUCAAGUGGCUUCUUGCCAAUCCUCAGCAUCAUGCGAUAUGGUUGGAUGAAAUACUUGCUCAGGUUCGACUGCCACUGUUGCCCAUUGAUUUUCUUAUGGGUGUUGUGGCAAAAGAAGAAAUUGUCAAGCAAAAUCUAAAAUGUAGGGAUUUACUCGAUGAAGCAAGAAAUUACCACCUUCACCUGAGCAGCAGGGCAGUGCCUGACUUUGAGUACUCCAUUCGAACCACUCCAAGGAAGCAGACUGCUGGCGUGCUGUUCUGUGUGGGUGGUCGAGGUGGAUCAGGUGACCCAUUUCGAAGCAUUGAAUGCUAUUCAAUCAACAAAAAUAGUUGGUUCUUUGGACCAGAAAUGAACAGUCGAAGGCGUCAUGUGGGUGUAAUAUCUGUGGGAGGCAAAGUCUAUGCAGUUGGUGGACAUGAUGGAAACGAACAUUUAGGCACCAUGGAGGUGUUUGAUCCUCUCACGAAUAAGUGGAUGAUGAAAGCAUCAAUGAACACAAAGAGACGAGGAAUUGCCUUGGCCUCUCUCGGAGGUCCAAUUUAUGCGAUAGGAGGGUUAGAUGACAAUACCUGCUUCAAUGAUGUGGAGAGAUACGACAUUGAGUCUGAUCAGUGGAGUGGGGUGGCACCAAUGAAUACUCCCCGAGGAGGGGUUGGCUCUGUAGCUCUGAUAAACUAUGUUUAUGCUGUGGGAGGCAAUGAUGGGCUGGCCUCUUUGUCUAGUGUGGAGAGAUAUGACCCACAUUUGAAUAAAUGGAUAGAAGUUAAAGAGAUGGGUCAGCGAAGAGCAGGCAAUGGUGUUAGUGAGCUUCAUGGCUGCUUAUAUGUUGUGGGUGGAUUUGAUGAUAAUUCUCCUCUUAGUUCAGUCGAACGGUUUGACCCUAGAAACAACAAAUGGGAAUACGUAGCAGAGCUCACUACUCCUAGGGGUGGCGUGGGUAUUGCUACAGUGAUGGGCAAAAUCUUUGCUGUCGGCGGUCAUAAUGGCAAUGCGUACCUGAAUACCGUGGAAGCUUUUGAUCCAGUGGUGAACAGGUGGGAGCUUGUAGGGUCAGUGUCUCACUGCAGGGCUGGAGCCGGUGUCGCUGUGUGUUCCUGUUUAAGUACCCAAAUCCGAGAUGUGGGCCAAGGAUCCAGUAAUGUGGUUGACUGUAUGUGAUUUGAAUGCCCGCCAUCGACAGUUCUCUCCCUCCCAGAAGUAAAGACAGCUAGAGUUUUGGCAUGAUCAUCUUGGAACAGGCUAUGACUACAGCUGGUUUCUUAUUUGAAUAUUAACUGUAUGAUGCUCCAAAUAAGCACAUUUUCAGAUGUGCUCCAUGAGGAAUUCUCACUACUAAGGUGAAUGCUGUCAUUUUGACAAAGUUUUAAGCAAUAUUGGAGUCUUGUUCCAACUUAAAGUUUCCAGAAGAGAGAUGAUUUUAAAACAAGUGCCAAAACACCUGAAAUCUGUUGUUUUUUUAAAAUCUGAGUGAUUUUUAAAGUUACAUUACAGUAAUUUGCAGUCAUUUCUUUUUCAAAGUUAGACAAUGAGAUUAUCCUACUGAAUUUUUCUGUAAGGAGAAAAUUGGGAUACUUUCGGUAUUGUUUUUUCAAAAUGAAGGAUAUUUCCAGUUUAUACUAAAAAAAGUUUAUUUUACUUUUUUUUACUGGAUGAUUUAAAUUUCUCAGAUGUUUACAAAAGUAAAACAUGUUUGCACUAUUCUGAGUGCACUAGGCUGAAUUUGAAGAAUACUUGUAGCAAUGUUGUACAAUGCUAGUGAAGCUCAAUCAGUCAUACUAAGCUAAAGAUGGCAUAUUUCUGAUUUUAAAAUUUGACUGUUUAAUGGAUUUAUUUUAUAGUAAAUAAAAAGGGGGCUGAUUUCUUGUUA
This is a messenger RNA of Vombatus ursinus (common wombat), 2836 nucleotides long. It is a transcript of the gene KLHL8, whose product is annotated as kelch like family member 8. NCBI's taxonomy places the organism in Eukaryota, Metazoa, Chordata, Mammalia, Diprotodontia, Vombatidae. The record is from RefSeq and is a predicted model, not a curated record. Gene Ontology annotation, molecular function: protein binding. The transcript is spliced from 10 exons. Bases 223 to 2127 code for a protein of 634 amino acids.